Molecule: messenger RNA, 549 nt
Organism: Panthera uncia (snow leopard)
Lineage: Eukaryota; Metazoa; Chordata; Mammalia; Carnivora; Felidae
Gene: IL2
Product: interleukin 2
Exons: 4
Coding region: 60-524 (154 amino acids)
Biological process (GO): immune response
Cellular component (GO): extracellular region
Molecular function (GO): interleukin-2 receptor binding; growth factor activity
Source: RefSeq, a predicted model, not a curated record
CAAGAGCUUUCUAUCAGCCUCUCUAACCACUACUCACAGUAACCUCAACUCCUGCCACAAUGUACAAAAUUCAACUCUUGUCUUGCAUUGCACUGACUCUUAUACUCGUCACAAACAGUGCACCUGCUUCAAGCUCUACAAAGGAAACACAGCAACAGCUGGAGCAAUUACUGCUGGAUUUACGGUUGCUUUUGAAUGGAGUUAAUAAUCCUGAGAACCCCAAACUCUCCAGGAUGCUCACAUUUAAAUUUUACGUGCCCAAGAAGGCCACAGAAUUGACACAUCUUCAGUGUCUAGUAGAAGAACUCAAACCUCUGGAGGAAGUGCUAUAUUUAGCUCAAAGCAAAAACUUUCACUUGAAUCACAUCAAGGAAUUAAUGAGCAAUAUCAAUGUAACAGUUCUGAAACUAAAGGGAUCUGAAACAAGAUUCACAUGUAAAUAUGAUGAUGAGACAGCAACCAUUGUAGAAUUUCUGAACAAAUGGAUUACCUUUUGUCAAAGCAUCUUCUCAACACUGACUUGAUAAUUGAGUGUCUCCUAUUUAAAAU